Molecule: messenger RNA, 2280 nt
Organism: Falco peregrinus (peregrine falcon)
Lineage: Eukaryota; Metazoa; Chordata; Aves; Falconiformes; Falconidae
Product: rho-related BTB domain-containing protein 2
Biological process (GO): small GTPase-mediated signal transduction
Molecular function (GO): protein binding; GTPase activity; GTP binding
Source: RefSeq, a predicted model, not a curated record
CGGCGCGGGCAUGGGCGGGGGGCGGCGCUGAGCGCGGCCGCUCCGUGCGGGGCCGCUCCGUGCGGGGCCGCUGCCCGGGCCCGGUCGCCCGCCCGCGGGGCCGAUGGACCUGGACGUGGACUACGAGCGCCCCAACGUCGAGACCAUCAAGUGCGUGGUGGUGGGCGACAACGCGGUGGGGAAGACGCGGCUGAUCUGCGCCCGCGCCUGCAACGCCACGCUCAGCCAGUACCAGCUGCUGGCCACGCACGUCCCCACCGUCUGGGCCAUCGACCAGUACCGCGUCUGCCAGGAGGUGCUGGAGCGCUCCCGGGAUGUGGUGGACGAGGUCAGCGUCUCCCUGCGCCUCUGGGACACCUUCGGGGACCACCACAAGGAUCGGCGCUUCGCCUAUGGCAGGUCAGAUGUGGUCGUGCUGUGCUUUUCGCUGGCAAACCCCAACUCCCUGCGCCAUGUGAAGACGAUGUGGUACCCUGAGAUCAAGCACUUCUGCCCCCGCACGCCCAUCGUGCUGGUGGGGUGCCAGCUGGACCUGCGCUAUGCCGACCUGGAGGCUGUCAACCGGGCCCGCCGCCCCUUGGCCAAGCCCAUCAAGCCCACGGACAUCCUGCCACCGGAGCGGGGCCAUGAGGUGGCCAAGGAGCUGGGGGUGCCCUACUACGAGACCAGUGUGGUGGCCCAGUUUGGCAUCAAGGACGUCUUCGAUAACGCCAUCCGUGCCGCUCUCAUCUCCCGCCGGCACCUCCAGUUCUGGAAGUCCCACCUGAAGAAAAUGCAGCGGCCACUGCUGCAGGCCCCCUUCCUGCCCCCUAAGCCCCCGCCACCCGUCAUCCAGGUCCCCGACCCGCCGGCCAGCCGCAGCUGGGGCCCUGCUGCCCUCUUCUGCACCCCACUCUGUGCCGACGUUGUCUUCCAGCUGCAAGGCGGACAGCAGGUCUUUGCCCACCGGGUCUACCUGGCUACCUCCUGCUCCAAGUUCUAUGACCUCUUCACCCUGGAGGGGCCACGGGGGGCGGGAAAGGAGCCUGCUGUCCGCACGAAGAGCCUGGACGGGGAGCGGGGGGUCCUGGCUGUGGGGGCGCACGCCCCGCUGCGGACUUCGCAGAGUGAUGAUGCGCUGCGGCCAGCACAGGGGACGGCGGGGGCGCCAAGUGGUGGCAGUGGCCGUGACCUGUCGGCGUGGGGCCGCGGCUUCAUCAGCAUGCACUGGGAGCUGGUGGCCGACCCAGUGGCAGGGCGAGAGAAGCGGAUGGCAGUGGUGUGCAUGGACCGGCGGGUGCAGGCAGAGCCCUUCCGCGCCGUGCUGGAGUACCUCUACACGGGGCGGCUGGACCAGGCGCGUGGGGACCUGAUGCAGGUGGCCACCAUUGCCGAGCUGCUAGAGGUCUUUGACCUGCGCAUGAUGGUGGCCAACGUGCUCAACAAGGAGAGCUUCAUGAACCAGGAGAUCACCAAGGCCUUCCAUGUCCGCCGUGCCAACCGCAUCAAGGAGUGCCUGGGGAAGGGGGAUGUGGUUUUCCACGUGGAUGAUGGGGCUGUGCCGGCGCACAAGCCCCUGCUCAUUGCCGGCUGCGACUGGAUGAUGGCCAUGUUCCGGGGGGCUUUCCGGGAGAGCUACGCUGCUGAGGUCUCCCUGCCCGGCACCAACUGCGCCUGCCUGCGCGCCGUCCUUGACUUCCUCUACACCGGCGUCUUCACCCCCACGCCUGACCUGGACGCCAUGGAGCUCCUCAUCCUCACCAACCGCCUCUGCCUGCCCCGGCUGCAGGCGCUCACAGAGCAGUACGCCGUGGAUGAGCUGCUGCGAGCCUUCAUGCAGCGGGUGGAGAUCGACGAGCAGGUCAUCAUCUACCUGGAGAUGACGCAGUUCCACAAUGCCCGGCAGCUGGCCGCCUGGUGCCUGCACUACAUCUGCACCAACUACAACAGCGUCUGCCGCCGCUUCCCCCGUGAGAUGAAGUUCAUGUCCGCAGAGAACCAGGCGCACUUUGAGCGGCACCGCUGGCCGGCCGUGUGGUACCUGAAGGAGGAGGACCUGUACCUGCGCUCCAAGAAGGAGCGGGAGCGGGAGGAGCAGCUGCAGCGCAAGCAGCACACCCGCAGCAAGUGGUGCUUCUGGCGGCCCUCACCCCACGUCUCCUGAGCCGGGGGACAAGGCUGGGCCAGGGGCUGCCCGCUCAGCCCCUCACCCUGCCGAGGGCUGCCUACCCCGGCCACUGCCUGUUUACACCCCCCACCCUGGCUGUUUACAGGCGGUGGGCCACGGCCCGGCCCCCCCAC